Gasterosteus aculeatus aculeatus (three-spined stickleback) is the source of this 2760-nucleotide messenger RNA. RefSeq names its product kinesin family binding protein (gene kifbp). The record is from RefSeq and is a predicted model, not a curated record. Lineage: Eukaryota; Metazoa; Chordata; Actinopteri; Perciformes; Gasterosteidae. Gene Ontology annotation, biological process: microtubule cytoskeleton organization; neuron projection maintenance; central nervous system projection neuron axonogenesis.
UCGCAAACGGGCUCCGAGAGCUGCGGUUGAUCGACAAAGAAGAAUCCAACAUGGCGUCUGUGAACAGCGACGAGUGGAGAGCCGUCUGCCACAAAUUCACCAGCGCCCAGAACCUCACGCUUGUGGAAUCGCGAAACGACCCCGACAAUGAGCCGUUCCGCUCCAAAUACAAGGCCAGGGAGCUGCUCGCCGAGAUUUACUGCUCGCUCAAGAGCUUCGAGGUGGGCGAAGAGGAGAGCGGCGGCGGGCGGCCGCCGACGGAGCCCCCGGUGGACGGGCAGCGGGAGGACGGGUUCGGGGAGGGCGUCGGCGGGGACUCGCCCGCCGGGCUGCGGGCCGCCAGACUCGCGGCCGUCGAGUACUACCUGGGCGUCAACCACGUGGACACGGAGGAGCUGUCGGCCGGACAGGAGCACCUGAUGAACUGCGUGAAGCUGCUCGAGCGGUGCAGCGUGUCGUCGGAGAACGUGUCUCUGUUCAUCCACGUCAGGAACCAGCUGGGUAUCCUGUGGGCAGGCCGAGAUGAGACAGAGACCUCUCAGGGAUUCCUGGAAACCGCCGAAUCCAACUACCAACGCUACAUGAAGGAGGAUGGGAGUCCACCUACCGAUAUGACUGAGUACUUCACUACUGAGGAGAACCUGCUGACACAUCAGGAAAGGACCAAGAGGUUUGAGUUGGCGUACACUCACACCAUGUACUACCUCGCUCAAGUCUAUAAAAACCUUGGUGAAACUGAGCGUGCUGCCACAUACUGCCACAGCACCCUGCAGAGACAGUUACAGUUAAAUCAGUUCAGUCCAAUGGAGUGGGCUCUGAAUGCUGCUACACUAUCACAGUAUUACAUCACUAAGGGCCUGUACAUGGAAGGGAGACAUUGUCUCUCUGCAGCUACUGUCAUAUCCGGUUUAGCAGGGGAGGCUCCUUCUGAGGCUGCAGCACAAGAGAGUGAGGCGGAGAGUGAGCGCAGGGAGCAGCUCAGACAGAAGAGAGCUGAGAUUGCAAGAUGUUGGAUCAAAUAUUGUCUCAACCUCCUGCAGGACUCAAAGAAGCUGCUGGAGGACAGCAUUGGGGAGCUUGACACUGAUCGUCAAGAAGAGAUGAAGAUGGCGAGGAGACGUGAGGAAGAGGAGGAAGAGAAGGGAAGGAAGAGCGCUCUGCUCUUUGGCUCUGAGGACACUUUUGACUCCAUUGCAAGUCUGGAAGAGAAGGUUCGCUGUUCGUUGCCAUUAGACUUCACUGAGGCCAGAGCGGUUUUUCUGGUGGGACAGAAUUAUGUCACUCAGGCCAAGGAGUACUUUGAGAUGGACGGCCAUGUGACGGACCACGUAGAGAUCCUGCAGGAUCACAGCGCUCUGUUCCGCUCCCUUGCUUUCUAUGAAGAGGAUCUGGAGCGACGCUGCAAGAUGCACAAACGCAGAGUGGACAUGCUGGAGCCCAUCUGCAAUGACUUGAACGCCCAAUACUACCUAAUGAUCCGCAGACAGAUGAUGUUUGAGUUGGCUGAGAUCUACAAUGAAAUGAUGGACCUGAAACUGACGCUGGCCAACAGACAAGCUGAUUCAGAGACUCUCGAUAACCACACCAUUAAGAAAUUCAACCAUCUCUGCUCUGCCUCUGCCAAAUACUUCCAGAUGUUUCUAGACUCUCUGUGCUCUCCAGAGGGGAAGAUUCCAGAGCACCUGGAGGAGGAGGUCCUCAGACCGGCUCUGGUGGCUCGCUUCAGAGUGGCCCGACUCUACAGCCGCCUGAUCAGCUCUUCACCCUCUGCUCAGCUGGAAAACCUCGACAAAUCUCUGGAGCACUACCAAUACGUGGUGCAGUACUGUGAAGCCCACCCUGAGGCAGCAGCCACUGUGGAGACGGAGCUGGAGCUGAGCACAGAGAUGGUCGGUCUGCUCCCUCUCAAAAUCAACCGGCUCAAAGCAAAGAUGGCUGUCAACAGCUGAAGGAGGUUUCUGUUCACUGACUGACAGCUUUCUAAUAGUGUUAAAACCAUCCAAAUGAUCCUCAAAAUACUACCUUUAAAAUCCGUGUACACCCCCAACAAAUAUAGGAACUGGAUGGCUGAAUUUCUGGCAUAUUCAUGUCUGUGAACCUUUUGUUUAGUGCAAUUUAAUUUUCAUUCAUUCAUAUAGCGCAGAAAUUUUACUCAAUGUGUAUAAAAUCUUUCUCGUACUACUAAAAAAUAAUUGACACGUUUAUUGAACUAGGACUGUUUUUGCCUUCACGUUGAUGCUCUCUUCCUAACCAGUAUGGUGGGAAGAAAUCCCUAUCGCUAAAAUGUCUAAAAAGUAGCUGCUUUUAAUAAGACGGUCGCCUUAACAUCCCUGUGGUGGAUAUGUACAAAACUAUUGUUUUUAUUUAUUUAGUUUUAUUUUAUAUUACUGUUUUCUGUGUUCUCUAUUCUUAAUAACAUUGGUUUUCAUUUAAUGUAGCUUUUUUUCUGUAAAGCACUUCAGCACAUUAAAAUUCUGUUCAUCCAGCUACGUUAUGUAUUGUGUAACAAUGGAAAUAACGGUAGGCAGUCAGAGGUACAUAAAGUUGAGUUGACUCAACUCCGUUUGGACAACAGACAGGGAGUUGUUUCUGCAAGUUGCCUGAACCGUCUGUCAACAGUUGUCCCGGUGACAGACAUUAAGUGGACUUAACAAUGUUGGUUUAUGAAUAAUCUGCAUGACGCCAGCCUCAUCCAGUUGACCCCCUUUGUCUGCUUGUCUUUUAGGGACCUAAUGGAAAUAAACAAGUAAUACACACUUA